Messenger RNA from Phlebotomus papatasi, 10305 nucleotides. RefSeq lists its product as uncharacterized. Lineage: Eukaryota; Metazoa; Arthropoda; Insecta; Diptera; Psychodidae. Bases 2226 to 4067 code for a protein of 613 amino acids. The record is from RefSeq and is a predicted model, not a curated record. The transcript has a single exon.
ACUGAGCAUAAUCUGAGCUUUGCACACCAAACACUUUCUCCAUCACGAUCUAACAAAGACUGAUUAAGAAGUCCUUUCCAUCCAGUUUCCAGUUUAAUCCAGUUCCUGAAGGUCUCAAAAUUAUAAAAACCAAGCAAUGUUUUUGAGUUUUCAAAAUCUAAUGGAUCAUUUAAUCUUUAUAUCUUAGUUACGAUAUCUCUACCACGCUCCAUUCUCCACACUGUAUAACUCCUAAAUUGUAUAACUCACUAAAAAGUUUGUAAAAGUUUGUACUUUUCACAAACAUUGUUCGUAACAUGAUAAUUCAACAAGCAUUUUUUGUUUAUUUUAUGAACAUUUCUUCGUAAACUUUGUUAAAUUGUAAAUGUUCGUAACAUUUUUUCGUAAAUGUUCGUAAACAGAAAAAAAUGUUUGUAAAACUUUGUCAAUGGUUCGUAAAAUUUUGUCAGAUUGACAAAAAUGUACAAAAAAAUGUUUCAAGUUUAAGUAAUCAUUAUUACAAAGUUUAUGAAAAUGUACCAACCUUUUACAAAGUUUUUUGUGGAUUAUACGAUUUACGAGCAUUUUGUAACUCUUCAGUAGGAAUUCACAAACACUUACGAACAAUUUUACGAAAUACUUUUUUCCUGUAUAGGGUAACGUGUGGUAUUUCUGGACAAGGUGCUUUUCGGGACAUAAUCACAGCGAACAGACUGGGCUUUUCUACAUGGUCAUUGCUUUUUACGCCUUCAUUGCUUUUUUACACGUGGAAAAAAUAAUCAAAAAAUUGCGGCAUCAAACCAAUUUCAGCACUAAUUUGAUAUUUUUUAAGCCUUUUGAGACAAUAUUCUUUAAAAAGAAGAUCAUAUAUUAGUAAAAUUUUCCGAUUAUAAGUGCCUUGAGCAAAGAGCAAAAAGCAAUUGACUGGUCAAUUGCUUUUUGCUCUUGAUUGUCUUGAUUCGAGGUGUUUAGAUUUGGCAAAUUUUACUAAUAAAUCAUUUUCUUUUUAAAGAACAUUGUGUCAGAAAACAGAAAAAAAAACAUCAAAUUGAUGCAAAAAUUGGUUUGGUGCCUCAAUUUUUUGAAUAUUUUUCCACGUGUAAAAAAGCAAUAAAGGCGUAAAAAGCCAAUGACCAUGUAGAAAAACCCAGUCUGUUCGCUGGGAAUAUGGGUAUUUUGGGACACAUCAAAGAUACUAUAAAUAUUUGUUUUCUAAUUAUUUUUAAGUUCUAUAUGAAAUAUUAAGCUCUUUACGUAUUAGAUAAACAAAACUUCUGAAAUUUUAUUUAAUUUAAAGCGUGAAAUACGUGUGAAUUGUGAAUAUCACAUUCCACUUUGUAUAAAAUCUUCAGUGUAGUCAAUUUUGCAGAUGCCUUAGUUUUUUUCGGUUUAAGUCACUUUACAAGUGAAAUUUAAUCAAAAUUUUUAUAAAAGAGUGAAGUUUAGACCUUCUACUUAAAGGUAAAUAAUCAGGCUCGGUGAAAUUUACCUGCAUAACAGCGACUUUUGUCUGUCCCGAAAUAUACCACUCUUACUUCUUUACAUUUUUUGCUAUUUUGUAUAAAAAAUUAUGCAUUUUUCAACAUUUCUCGAUCAGAAUCUUAUUCUGGACAGCAUAAGGAACAUAAAUAUUUGUAUUGACAAAGAAAAAAAUAAUUUGAGAAGUCGUUAAGCUGUUCGAAACUUGAAAGUGCUAAAAAGUGUCCCGAAAUACCACACGUUACCAUAUGACUAUGUAAUUUAGAAGCUCUUAUAAAAUGUGUUUCUAACGUCCUCUGAAGAGAAUCGAAUCCACUAUGUAUGUGCAACAAAUUAGAUGAAUUUAAAUGUCAAAACUCGUGAAGGGGGCGUGGCCUAAAGAAAUUAUUGGGCGGAGCUUCUUUUUAAAAGUUUAAAACUAUCUUUCUGUAAAACAAGAAAGAAAAAGUUACGGUAAAGUUUGGAUUACCUAAAAAUUUUUGGCAUAUUGCAAUUUAUGAACAAAAUGCUGAAAUUGUGGUUUCUAUUUAUAAUAUCUUUAAUAAGUUAUAUAAUGAUAUUUUUUGAGAAAUAUAUUUUUUGAUUUAAUUUGUGCCAAUUGUGAUUUUCACUCAUCAAAGCAUUUAUAAAUUGUUAUAUUGAACAGUUUUUAACAUGAUUAUACUAAUUAAGGAUCACUUGAACACCUCUUUUCUCAAUCCUCCACCAAAUACUCCUUAUUUUUUUUAAAAACUUUUAUUAUUUUAUCAAAUUUAUUUAUAUAAUUUAUGUGUGAUACACUUUCAUUCACGUUCUUUUUAUUUUUUUUAUGGGAAAAAUUACUAAAAAUGUUUCUUUUUAUGUAUCUACAAAUGUAUUUAAAUAAAAAAUUGGUUUUUGUAUGGGAUUGGGGGUACAUUCUGAAGCGUUUUCGUUCGUUGACGGAAAUUGAAAAGUGCCACAAACAGUCGAAAAUUCGUAUUCCGCUGUUUGACAAAGAAACUGCAGAUUUUUGUUUUGAGAAGUCCAGAGAAAUCCUCACGAAACCUUUUAAUCUGCCCACAACACCACUUGGUGGUGGGAAACAGGAUGAUUUUGACAAGAAGACAAGGGAUUUGAUUGGGGAGAAUCUUAUUGAUAUUGAGAAUACGCUUAAAGCUCUCAAUUUGGAUUUUAUGCAAACGUACAAUGAGCUUGAGAAGACAGAUUCGGCGGAAACUCUCUUUGGGGAUGCUAAUUAUUCGUCAGUGGAGAAGAAUCCCAAAAUUAGAAAUUCAGCAAUGAAAUUGUCAAAAUUGUACGAAUUGGGGAAUUUUCAGAGGAGUGGAAUUGAAAAGGUUCCAAAUAGAAGAUCACAGACUCCAGAAACACUGUCGUAUAGUCCCAAGGGGGAUCAAUACAAUUCGGGUAGGAGAAGUAGUGCUAGUCCUCAGGAGAAAUCCUUCAGUUCGCGAGAUAUGAAAUUUUCAACGCAUGGUUAUGUGAAUUUAAAUAGAGAUAGUGGAGGAUUUGGUCCAGGGAAAGUCAUGAUGUCAGCGUCUCCGCCAAUUCGUACAAAUUACUCCAGCAAUAACUCCAUCCAUACUCUUAUGCAAAUGUAUACGACAAAUCAAGCUCAGAUGCAACAGCAGAGAAUGCUUCAGAUGGAGAAUGAAGGCAAUUUUCCACACAGGAAGCGCUCAAUGUCCUUCACGGAGAAUUAUGACCUAAAAUCUCCGGUUUGUGCUCAGCCGUCACUUGGCACUGGGCCAAAUCAAUCGGGUAACUUCCCACGUGGUCAAACAGCCACAGUUCGUCCCCAUGUGGGUCAUAAGUCCAAGAGUGCCAAGGCUAGGACACUCAGACGACUCAGUUACAAUCCCAUUGUACUGGACAGUAGCACUUCUUCCAGCAGUGAGAGUGAAUUUGAUCGAUCUAUUGCCCAUUCUGAAUGCGAUAUUCGCACAAAAAUGCUCACAUCCCGAAGGAGGAAGCAGUAUCUCAAUCGCAAAAGUGCCACUAAUUCCUCAAAUCCCGACAAACUCUAUGGAUCAAAUACCAGUAUUAAGAGUGCUCCUCAAUACAAUUACUCCAAUGGUCGGGAACCUGCUCAAUCGCAUCGCAAUCAGGGCAGAUUUGGAGAUUCUGGGGAGAGAUUUGUGGACUAUGGAGAGGAUUUUCGGAUGGAACAAGAAAUCUAUGACUAUCGCAAUGGGGGCUAUCAGAAAUUUAUACAACCACCUCCGAGGAAUUAUAUCAAUUCCGAGGGUAGUACAUAUCCCGAGCGGGAGUAUCUCUAUCCGCCCGAAUUUGAUGUGAGCAAACUGACAGGAAAGAGUCCAACUACUCAGGGAUUCUUUGGAGCCGCCACUAAUGGUGCUACGGCAUCAACAGCCACAUCUAGGCCAGUAUUUCAGUGGCCGGAGAAGAUUCAUGCUUCGGCUGUUAAGCACAAUGAUCUACUUUGGAGGCAGAGGCAGGAAAGAAAUCAGAAUCUUAGACAUGCAGAAAUGCCAUCGUAUGAACUUGGGGGAAUGACCCAGAGUUUCUCAAGUGACAGUUCGACGUCCACGGAAACGGAUUCAGUGGAUUUUCAGCAUGGGGGAGAGUUUCCGCCAAAUACAAGAAUGCCACCUAGUCCGGCACCAUAAAUCCAUUUGGAUUGUAGUUUUGGACAGAAGAAUAUUUGUUAAAAAAAAUUUGUCAAUUUUUUUAGGUUAUGCGGAAUGCUAGAACAGUAGAGGAAUUUUCUAGAUAGGAGGUUAUGAUAGUUCUCACAAUAGAAAGGCUUUAGGUGCCUAAAUCUUCAAUUGAAGAGUGUUAAAAAUGUUCAUCUUCAUUCAUUUUGAAGUUUAAAUUUCCUCAACUUCUCAAAUUUAUCUGUCAUUAUGCAUUUUUUGAGGUUAUGGAAAUCGUAAAGAACGCUAACCAAAAAUUUCUUUAUUAAAAAACUUUGUGAAACAUAUUGAUUAUUGUAAAACACUAAGGGUCCCACUUAAAAAGAAUAGGCAUUAGCACGGAUGAGAUUUGCCGAUAUUGUCUAGAAGAUGAAGAGGACAAUAUUCACAUCCUGUGCUGCUGCCCGGCAUUUGGGAUACAGCGGAGGUUAUUCCUAGGCGACUCUGCCGCGCUUCCGUUAUCAAAACGUCCCAACCUGGGGGGGAUUUCUGUAACUCUGGUGAAGUGGUCACCUGUCAAAAUUGGUGAACGCUUCACUGAAGUGAUAGCAAAAGAGAUUCUGUAACUUGCGAUAGCUUCACGUGAAAGGAUCACUUUGAGGUUAUGUGUUUCACUUGUCAAUUUUUCGGUGAAGAUGAUGUUAUCACUCAGUCAAGCCAGUCGUGAAGGGAAGCUCGUGAACCUUUCACUAGUGAAUCGUUCACUAGCCAAGCGUUCAUCGAGUUACAGAAUUCCCUCCCUGGAGAUUUACUGUCCAUUAUUAAGGGCGUCAAAAUAGAGCUCUAACAAAGAAAGAGGUUAUCGCAGAUUAUCAAUCGCAGCGCCCGGGUCCGUUUUUGGGACCACCUCAACAUUAAUAAAAAAAAUCAUUUUAUUAGAAUGUGAGAUAGGAUUGUGCUUUUAUAAGACGACUUAUUUAGCAAAAUCGGUUAAUUAGUAAUUUGAGGUUAUAUAUAACCUAACCCUAAAAAAGAUCAUCUUCAAACAAGAAAUCGCUAAUUUCAAUAUAAAAUGUAAUUUUCUAUUAGAAUAUAUACGUAUAUAGCCAACGGCCGCUGCGAUUCCACUGGAUUUCCAGCAGCCUUUUCUGCCAUGUCCGUUGAUUUUACUGCUAAAAAUCCGCGUGAAAUUCCCUGAAUUUUACCGCUCAAAAUCCGCGUAAGCUUCCGAGAUGGAAUUUGACGCUAAAUUUCUUCCUAGCGUUCUAUGGACGUGUGCGGAACUCUGCAUAGGACCGUCUAAUAAGAAAUGUCCGCGAGUUUCCAUGGACUUUUCUCUGACGAAUAUUUCCACGGCUUUUCCUAUGGAUUAUUAGCGUAUAAUCGGCAGUCAGCCCUUUAAAAAUUUGGAAAAGUCCUCUUUAUUUCCACGAAAUUCUCCGUUGAAAUUUCCAUGCAACGGUCUUAGAGGCUUCCGUGGUUAAAUAUUACGGAAUUCCACGACUUUUCCAGUGAAUUUUUUUAAAUACAUAUAUAUUUUUUUCAAAAUAAUUCCAAAAAUUGAUUAAAAAUUCCGUGGAACUUUCAUAGAGAAUUUCCAGAAAAAAACAUUCACAAAUAUGGACGAUCAGUGCCAAUUGGUAGCUUAGAACUUGGAGAUUGUUCAUCUAUCAGACGAACACUCAAUUGUUCUACUUUUGAAUUGAAAAUAUUGCUACCAUAUCGUUCAUUUGAGUAUAUCUAGGGCGAAAAAUAAUUGCAGAAUUUUCGCGCUUAUACUUCCAUAGAGUCUUGGUCGGAAAGAUAUCAGAAAAUAUACUCGGAAUAUUCAAAGGAAAUUUUAAAUCAAUUUCCAGGGAAUCCUCUCAGAUAUGUUGCAAGAAAAUUCCUCGGACUUUUUUCCAGGGAAUCCACGCGAAAAAAAGCUGAUAACUCCGCAGAAUUCCAAGCGGAAUAUUUGCGUUUAUUUCCACGGAAACUCUCGCGGAAAAAUAGAAGAUAAAUUCCAGGGAAUUUUCUGUCACUGUUUUAGACGUUUUUCUGAUCAAUAGAAAUAUUUAUAAUAAAUUUUAAAAAAAUCCAUUGAAGGAAGUGGGGCACCUUUGAAUUGGGGCAGCUUUAAAAAUGGAUUUUUCUCUUCUUUUUAAACGGAACUGGUCCUUACCGUGAUAUUAAUAAGCUUUACAAACCCAUUGUAAAGGUAAAUAGUAUUACUUUUAAAAAUAGGAGAAAAAGUGCAUCUUCAAAGGUACCCCAAUUCAAAGAUGCCCCACUUUGCCCUAAUGAUUAUAUUUCAGAAUUUUUUGAUCAUUAUUAUUUUGUCGUGACUUGAUCAAAACUCACUCUUUAAGGCACAUGAAGACAUUCUACUAUAUGUAAUAUGACUUGUAUUUUUGAGGUUAGACAUCACUUAACCUAAAACCACAAACUGAGAAAUUGAAAGACAAAAAUAUAAUUUUCCUAUUAAAUUUCUACAUAUUUUAUUACUAAUUCAUUCUGUGAAUCUAUUCUUCACUAACCAAUAUGUUUCUUGAAAUUUUAAAACGUGCUAAUUUAUAACCUAAAACACAUGCUCAUUUUUACUGAUUUUCAUAAAAGCGAAAAAGGAUUUUAAAUUUCAUUCUUUUAUUUUUUUUUAUUAUAAAAUAAUUGAUGAAAUUUAUGUCUAAAGUUUCUGUAAGCCUGAACAUAAUUUGAAUUGUUUUAGGUUAAGUCUGACAUAACCUCACACUCUAUCGUGACUUUUUGUUUAAUUAAAAAAAAAUGAAGCACCUAUACCAAAGUUUUAACUAAAAACUCAGUUUUUACAGCUUAUCUGUUAUAAACUAAAAUAUCAUUCAUAUUUCAGAAUUGCUAUUGACAUAUUCAAUUGAUCUGUUCCAGCUUUUAAUUAAUAUCAAUAUUAAUAAUUCACAAUUUUAAGGAAAUUGACAAAUUUCUUGCAGAUAUUUCUGUUCAAAACCAUAAAUAUCAUUUUUGUCUGUAGUUGAUUUCGAUGUAAUGUGAUUUUGUCGCGUGUGAAAGCAAAAUUUUUCAUAGUAAAUAAGCUUCUAUUUAAAAACAAAAUCUUGAGAUACGUAAUGAUAAAUUGAAAAAAAAACACAAAAAGAAAUCUAAAAUAUCUUAAUACUUUACUCAAAAAAAAUCGCCUUUAUUAAGCUAAAAUGAAUUGUAUAGAAAACGUUUGUGGUUUGGAGGAGAGCAAACGAUUCUCAAAAUAUGAAGGAUUUCUAAUUGAAAAGUUAACAAUUAACAGAGAAAGAUACAUUUCUCAAAAAAUUUGGCUUAUUAGGAAGGAUUUUAUCAAAAUUUUUCAGAAAAAAGGGUAAAAUUUAUUUUAGCAAUUGUUUUUUAAUAGAAAUAUUUUGCACAAUUUUUUCUGCUUGACUUUUUUUCUCUAGAAAUUUUACUGCAUUUUCUUUAUCUGCCAAUAAUAAAACAAUAAAUUGAGUUAUCUUUGUACAGUGCAAUGACAUAAACUUCAAGAAUAUAAAUAUAAACCUAUAAACUCACCUACCUCUAACUGAAGAAAAUAAAGAAUGGAAAAUGUACUCAAAGAAUUUAUCACGAGUAAAAUUGAAGAAAUACACUCAAGAGCUAUUGAAAUAAAUUGGAUAAUCAGGAAACCUUUUUCUAUCACACCACAAAAGAGGAAAUUUAAGAAUUUAUUUGAAUCUUAUGCCAAUAAUCGAAAAGCUUCUCUCCUAUCGAUACUUAAUAUUGUAUAAUCUCUUAAAAUGCUAUGCAAAAAAAGAUUAAUAAGAAACAAAAAUAAUCCCUCUCUAUUCGACUAACAUAGAGCACAAUAUGCGCACCUAACAAACCCUUCAAUCUUCCUAGAAGAUUAAUUAUAUUUCUAUAUCAUGUAGAGAAUGUGAAAUAUAAACCAUGAGACUAAUAUAUUUCUGCUUGUAUCAAGUAUUGAUGAGUGAAUGGGAAGAUUAUUUGAGCAUCAAAAGGAGAUUCUCAGUCAAUCUCCUUAAUAUUUGAUACAUGUGAAUAAUUUAUUGGGUUGCUUUUGGAUUUUGUGCUAGGAAUAACAUUAAUAAAAGUUAUUGAAGAUGGGUGUAACGAUUUACAUUAUUACACUAUGCUAUUGAAGCAUCAUUGUAAAUUUUAGAAUAUUCUGAAUAAACAAUAAAAAAAAGAAUAAAAUCAUACUUGGAAAUUCAAAAAUUUUAUUGGCCUACAAAUAAUGUCAAUUUCUUGAAUUUAGCGCGCUAAAAAUGAUUGAUUUUUUUUAAAUUUUAUUUCAUUAUUUACUUCGCCCAAUAAAUGAUAAUAAAAGUCUUUAAGGAUUGUGUUAGUUUAUAAAAUGUUCUAACUACGAUAAAAAUUAUGAAAAAAUAUUAUUUUAAGUGGAUUAUCUAGUUAGCGUAGUCAUAAACGAUCCAGAUAGCGAAGCGCCCGGAUUAGCACACUUGACUGUAUGUGUCUUGGCAUUCUGUGAAGAUUUUAGUGGAGGAAGCUGGGGGACUUCAAGAAUACAUAUGGGAAACGUGUUGUGUAUUUUCAAGUAGCCCAUAUUCAAAAGAAACCAGAUGUUCGUAACUUAAACGUUUAUAAUUCAUAAACGUUUGCAAAAUGAAUCUUUAAAAAAAAAGAGCAGCCGCUUAAAUUGGCACACGUUCCCCUAUGCAGUUUUUUUUAUGUAGGGCACUUUAUUUUGAGCUUUCAUUCAUUUUUUCGCACUAAAUAUGCAUAGGUAUAUUUUUUGAAUUUUGUUGAUUAAUCCUGUGAGGGUUAAAAUUUUGUGAUAUUUGAGUCAAUUAUAUCACACUUGGCCUCUUUGCUCAAAAACAAUUUGCAUGAGAAAAAAUCAUCUAUUAAAUUGAUUUGCAUAUCAAACUUGAUGAAUUUGAUCAAAAGAAUGAAAAGAAAAUUAGAAAACUAAUUUUAAAAAAAUAUAUAUAAAAAUUUAUUGAAUUUAAUCAAAUUCUGGCACAAUAACUUUUGUUUGUAAAUAUGUUUUCGAAGUUGUCUAUGAGAGUGAGCGAGAUGAUUAGAUCUAGAUCUCACAUACUCUCAUUGAGAUGUCAAAAACUUAUUUACAAAACAAAAGUCAUUGUGUAUUGUACAUAAUGCCCAACGUACAAUAACUUUUAUUUUGUAAACAUGUUUUUUAUAUUUCAAUGAGAGAGAAUAAAAUGUAGACCUAGUCAUCUCACUCUUUCUCAUAGAAAAUUUUGAAAACAUGUUUACAAAUAAAAGUUAUUGUGCGCUGUGCAUAAUGACCAGCGCACAAUAACUUUUGUUUGUAAAUAUGUUUUCGAAAUUGUCUAUAAGAGUGAGCGAGAUGAUUAGAUUUAGACCUCAAUCACUCUCAUUGGGAUGUCAAAAAUUUGUUUGCAAAACCAAAGUCAUUGUGCAUUGUACAUAAUUCCCAACGGACAAGAUUUGUUUUGCAAACAUGUUUUUGAGAUUUCAAUGAGAGUGAGCAAGAUGACCAGAUUUAUAUCUCACUCACUGACUCUUACUGAAAUCUCAAAAACAUGUUUACAAAAGUUAUUGUGCAUUGGACAUAAUGCCCAGCGCACAAUAACUUGUUUUGUAAACAUGUUUUUGAGAUUUCAAUGAGAGUGAAUGAGAUCUACAUAGUCAUCUCGAUUGCUCUUAUAGGCUAAUUCAAAAACAUGUUUACAAACAAAAAUUAUUGUGCGUCGGGCAUAAGACAAUUAAUUCCUGUCCCCGAAAAAUAAUGUUGUUAUCAGCACGAUUUUCCUUUGGCAACCUGAUAAUAUAUUCACUCAAUAAUUUUACUGCACCUUAAGUGACUCCUCAAAUAAUGAAUAAUCGGAAUAAUCAAUAAAUAAUAAAUAAUCAUUGACCCACCAUGAGAUGUUAUAAAAUAUUUUUCCAUUGAAAUAUCCAUCCGUAUUUUGCUGUUGAUGCAUAAAUUGAAGAAAUAAAAGAAAAAUAGCAAACAGGAAAAAAACCCAAAAUAAAAACAUUCCAGAAAUCCCCUAUUGGGUAUUUUACUGAAAAUGAUAAGAAAGAAUACAGAGUACAUGAAAGACUUUUGUGGCAUUAUUUUAUCCAUUUCUUACACACGAGUUUGCACAAGAGCUGAAGAAAAGUUUAUAAUUUAUCAAGCACAGGGGGGACUCGUGAAAGAAAUUAGUGUUAAGAUUAUUUUGUGGUUAAGAAUUUUUCAUUUUGGCAAGAGCAAUUGAUAAGACGAUGAAAUUGUAAAAGAAAGUGACUUGAAAAGUGUACAUAAAUCACAAGAUACCAUUAAAAAUAUAUAUAUUAAAUAUAAUCUAGAAUACAA